UCUCUCUGAAGCUCCCACAGCCGUCUCACUUUUCAUGUAGUCUACCACACUGAGCACUCUUGAACUCGCUACUUCGCCUUUUACUGCACGGUCUUGCGUGUGAUUUCACGGUUACUUAUCGUUUCACGUGCACUCCCAUUUUUCACGUCAUUUCGCUCCUCUGGCCACCUUCCUUCCUUAUUUAUGCUACAGGCAGUCGGUGGGCUACGUCUCUAGAUUACCUUUUAAACGGAAAGUGUUUUAAUGAGAUGCAAAUAGCCUUGCGGUUGAUGUUGCGCGUUGCUACUUUUAGAGAAGUUUCUUCAGUUUCAGUGUAACAUUUUCCCCUGCCGCAUCCUGGCGCGAGGCUGCGUGCAGAGCGCGUCGGAUUGAAUGGAUUAAUUUUCACAUAUUCACAUCAGUUCUCAUACAACUGCCUUAUACAUUUGUUUGUUUGGAGGCUUCUCUCUAAGGUUUUUGUUUUGUUUAAAAAAAUGAGCAAAAUAAACACCGAGGAGGACAGUCAACAAGAAAACGGGGAUCUCAGCAGCAAGGACUCGGACCGUCAGCUUCGCCUGAGACUGUGCGUUUUAAACGAGAUAUUGAACACUGAACGGGAUUACGUGAGAAAUUUGGCAUUUCUGCAGUCGGCUUUUCUCCAGAGAAUAAGGCAGACUGCAGAAAACCAACAAUGUCUCACUCCAGAGCAGGUCAAGAUCUUGUUUUCCAAUAUCGAGUCCAUUUUGGAAGUUCAUCGCGAGUUUCUUUCAACUCUAGAUGCCAGUUUGCAGCCUGAACCCCAGGCGCACCAUUCUCUCGGGCAUGUGUUCCUCAAGUUUAGGGACCGUUUCUCUGUGUAUGGCGAGUACUGUGGUAACCAUGAGAAAGCUCUCAGACUACUGGUGGAGCUUAACAAGAUGCCUCACGUACGGACUUUCCUGCUGCACCUCAUGUUGUUAGGAGGAAAGAAGAGCACAGAUGUUCCUCUUGAGGGGUAUCUCCUCUCACCCAUCCAGAGGAUCUGUAAAUACCCUUUGCUUCUGAAGGAACUUUUGAAGAGGACCCCUAAGAAGCAUUCAGAUUACCCCGCGGUAGAGGGGGCUCUGCAGGUCAUGAAAGCUGUGUGCUGCAACAUCAACGAGACCAAGCGACAGAUGGAGAAACUAGAGGCUCUUGAGAUAUUACAGUCACACAUAGAAGGCUGGGAGGGGACGAACUUGACUGAUAUUUGCUCCGAACUGUUGCUCCAAGGCAACCUUUUGAAGAUAUCAGCUGGAAACAUCCAGGAACGGGUCUUCUUCCUGUUUGACAACCUCCUAGUCUACUGCAAGAGGAAGUCCCGAGCAUCUGGGAAGAAAUCCACCAAGAGGACAAAAUCCAUCAACGGGCCGCAGUACAUGUUCAGAGGGCGCAUCAACACUGAGGUCAUGGAGGUCGAGAAUGUGGAAGACGGAACUGCGGACUAUCACAGUAACAACUACACGGUGACCAAUGGCUGGAAGAUUCACAACACUGCCAAAAACAAGUGGUUUGUGUGCAUGGCCAAGAAUGCUGAGGAUAAGCAGAAAUGGCUAGAUGCCAUUUUAAAGGAGCGCGAACAGAGAGAGAGUUUGAAGCUCGGGAUGGAGCGUGAUGCUUACGUCAUGAUUGCAGAGAAGGGAGAAAAGCUCUACCAUAUGAUGAUGACCAAGAACCGCCACCUCAUCAAAGACCGUCGCAGGAAACUCACCACUGUACCCAAAUGCUUCUUGGGAAAUGAGUUUGUCUCGUGGCUCUUGGAGAGUGGAGAGAUCAGUAAGGCUGAGGAGGGAAUCAACCUGGGUCAAGCUCUCCUGGAGAAUGGCAUCAUCCAUCAUGUGUCAGAUAAGCACCAGUUCAAGAAUGAGCAGGUGUUGUAUCGCUUUCGGUAUGAUGACGGCACGUAUAAAGCCAGGAGUGAAAUGGAGGACAUCAUCUCAAAGGGAGUGAGACUUUACUGUCGUCUCCACAGCCUCUUUACACCUGUUAUCAAAGACAGAGAUCAUCAUUUGAAAACCUUCAAAUCUGUCAUACCAGCUAGCAAACUGGUGGAAUGGCUUGUGACACAGGGUGACAGCGCAAACCGUGAAGAUGCAGUGACCCUUGGUGUUGGACUCUGCAAUGCUGGUUUCAUGCACCACGUCCUGGAGAAAAGCGAAUUUAAGGAUGAGUCACAGUUUUUCCGCUUCUAUGCCGAUGAAGAGACGGAGGGUACCAGCUCCAAGAGUAAACAGCUUCGCAGUGACUUCAAACUCAUCGAGAACAUCCUUGCCAAAUCCUUAGUGAUCUAUCCUGAAGAGGAGGACUAUGGGUUUGAGAUUGAAGAGAAGAAUAAGGCCAUCAUAGUGAAGAGUGUGGCCAGGGGCUCAUACGCAGAGAUGGCAGGCCUUCAGCCGGGUAGAAAGAUCUACUCCAUUAAUGAGGACUUGGUGUUCCUGAGGGCCUUUUCUGAGGUGGAGACCAUGAUCAACCAGUCCUUCUGUAUACGCCGCAGUCUCCGAUUGCUGGUGGCCACCAAGAACAAAGAGAUUGUGAAGAUCCCAGAUGUUCACGGCACUCUUCCUUUUGUUCUCUGCGGUUCUUGUCCACCUUAUGUUCAUGCAGUGAAGAAAGGCUCCGAAGCAGCAGCAGCGGGUCUUCAGCCUGGUCAGUGUGUGCUUAAAGUCAAUGGUAACAACAUGAAUCAGAGCAGCUACCAGGAAGUCCUGGAGCACUUUAGUGGCUAUCAGCCUGUCCUGGAUCAGCAAGACACUAGCUGUGGCCAGUGGGCGUACCGUGUGUAUGAGGAUGUGGAAGAGCAGAUGUCUUUCAGGGGGUGUGAGAAUGGCUCCGAUUCAGAGGAUGGCUGCACGAAUGGAACAGGCUCUGUAAGAAGGCUGGAACAGUUGUCCAUUACUGAGGAUGUUCCUUCAGUCAGUCUGAAUGUGGAUAAUGUUCAUGUGGAACAUGGGGUUGUGUAUGAGUACGUCAGCACCGCAGGAAUCAAACACUGUGUGCUGGAGAAGAUGGUGGAACCCAAGGGCUGCUUCAUCCUUGCUGCAAAGAUACUGCAGGCCUUUGUGAAGGACGACAGUCUGUUUGUAAAGAGCUGCCGGAAUCUAAUGGCUCAGAAUGAGAAGGUGGUGACCAUGCCACAGUUUGAGUUUCGAAACAUCUGUGACACCAAGCUGGAGAGCAUAGAAAAACGCAUUUGCAGCUACAAACAGUUUGUGGAGGAAUUGCAGACAAAGGCCUGCCCCAUGUUUAAGCAGUCGAACACUAAACCUCAUGUUCUGGGCUGCAUGGACUUCGUCCCCACCAACUGUCACCUGAACCUGAUGCAGGUGUCCUGCCCAAAGAACACCUCCUCAGCAGGCCGAACUUUCAGCAUCCGCUUCGGACGCAAGAGCUCCUUCUUUGGUCUUGAUCCUGAUCAAGCCAAUUUGAAUCCCAUGUCCCACGCCGUGCAUUGCGUAACUAGCAUGGCGGCCCCCUCCUGGAGUUGCCUGAGUUUAGAUGAAGAGACGGAGGAGGGUGAAGGGAGCACAGAGGACGGCAGGAAGCAUGAAGAAGGAGGUCUCAGCUUCCUCCUCAAACAGGAAGACAUGGAGAGCCAGGACAAUUACAUCUGCCUCUAUAACCGCCUGGACAUAUCAGUGCGAGAGAUGAAGCAAUACGUGGCCCAGAUAGAUGUACUUCUGUCAUCGAUAACUGGACCGACCCAGCCGCAGGGCUCAGAGCCACCCUCGAUUGAGAGCGCCCCCUCAAACGCCCCCACACAAGAUGAGACGGACCAAGACAAGACAGAGCAUGGUGGGAACAAGAGAGUGUGCUUCAAAGUCAACGAAGAUGACCAGGAGGACUCUGGGCAUGACACCGUGAGCUACAGAGACUCCUACAGUGAAUGUAACAGUAACCGGGACUCAGUGCUGUCAUACACCAGCGUCCGGAGCAACAGUUCUUACCUGGGCAGUGAUGAGAUGGGCUCAGGAGAUGAGUUGCCAUGUGAUAUGCAGAUCCCUUUAGACAAGCAGGAUAAACUUCAUGGAUGUCUGGAACACCUUUUCAAUCAGGUUGACUCUAUCAACAGUCUCCUGAAGGGCCCUAUCAUGAGCAAAGCUUGCGAGGAAACCAAGCAUUUCCACACUGACCACAGUCAGCCAGAUGACUGGACAGCACGUUGGCGGCAUGUCUUGCUCAAGAACAUCCAGGAGGACCCUUGGAACCUGCCCAUUUCAAUCAAAUCUUUAAUUAACAGCCUUCAUCGCUUUGUAGAGGAUGGAAGGAGUCAGCUCUUGUUGGCAUUGCUUAAAUGCACUGACACAGAACUCCAGUUGCGGCGGGAUGUUAUAUUCUGCCAGUCUUUGGUGGGGGCGCUGUGUGCACUGGCGGAGCAACUUGUGAACGCGCUGAACCUGCGUUUCAACAAUAACGGAGAGUACGAGGAGGACAGUAAAGAGGUCAGCCGUAAAUGGCUGGAGCAGAUCGCCACCAUCGGAGUGCUCUUUAACUUCCAGUCAGCACUCUCUCCACAUGUGAGAGAAGAGCGAAUAAUGCUUGAAGAUACAAAAGUAGCACUGCAGGAUCUGGAGAAAGUCACUGUGCUGUUCCGCCCCAUGGAGAACGAGUGCAUCGUCCCAAACACACCUGUGCAUUACCAGGUGGAAGGCAGUCGGCAGACCAUCAGGGUGACAAUAUUCUUGGACAGCUGUCAUUUCAGUGAGCUGCCAACAAGACUGCAGAACGGAGGCUCUUUGAAGCUUCAAUCAGUCCUCUUCACUAGAGGACUGGAGAAGCCAGAGGAUGUGUUGUCUCAGGAUUUUGUUGCCAUGGAAGAGUUUCAGCAGCGUAUAAAUGCUCUUUCACUGGAGAAGGUCAAAAGUUAUUACCGCAAACUCAGGGCUUUUUUUCUGGAGAAAUCAAAUUCAGAUUCAAAUUCCACUGCAGUGAAAAUAGACCAGCUUCUUCGGCCGCUGAACACCUUGGAUGACCUCUGUCGGCUCAUGCAGACGUAUAUGAAUGUAAAACCCAGCUCUGCGGGUCAGUCCUCAGUCAGUGUUCUUGUGGUGUCCUCCGAACUCUGCAGCCGGCUGGGAGCCUGUCACAUCACCAUGUGUGCCACUGGGAUGCAGAGGUGUACUCUGACUGUGUCAUUGGAGCAGGCCAUUACUCUAGCCAGAAACCACAGCCUCAUGCCCCGUUACCUAAUGCAGACCAUGGACAUCAUGCGUAAGCAGGGCACCAGAGUGGAGAUUUCAGCCAAAAAUCUCAGAGUGAUGGACCAGAUGCCACCUUGUGCUCCCAGGCUCUUCAGGUUGUGUUUACCCCCCUGUGAUGGAGAUCUUUGAAUGAAGUGACAUACUUCUCUCAGACCUUCUAGAUGCUGGGAGAUAUCAAGACUGGCGUAUCAUUUUGAGACCAUGCCUCAGCACAUCUUAAAUCCCAGCCACCCUCAUCCAGAGAGGUCAGGCUGAGGUCAACACGACAAGGAAUGAGAACCGCCCGGCAACCUUUAUCUCCUGCUCUGGCAGCUGAGAAAAUUGCUAAUGCUAACGAUGCUAAUCUUGCCUAGCAGCGUCUGCCCACAUUGCUACAUUGUUUGGUCUCCUAAUGGAUCUGGACUGGCAUGUGAACGGCUAAAUCUAGCUGUAUUAUCUCUUCCUUUCGCCUCUGACUGCAAACUUGCAUCAGCAAGAAGGGUGGUGAUUAUGUGCAAUUACUGUAGCUUUGCAUGAGUGUGUCUGCACUGUGUCUUGGGAGGUGUUGCGAUUCUCUAACUCGUAUCAGGUAUUAUGAAAGUACUGAAAUCAUUCCAGCCUACAUGGACCAGUUUCAAAAUCUUAAUUCUUCUCUGCUAUUGUUUAAAAUAAGCUUGAUUCUGUUUAACACAAUUUUCUUGUGAAGUUCCAUCCACGGCGCAUUUUAAGGAUAAUGGGGAAACAAGUGGAGACUAUUGGCUUCUCAAACAAUACAAAAACGUAGGCCUGCAUACAAAAUACAAGAUUUCACUGCAGUCAAAAUGUUGAGAUUGAAGAUUAAAACCAUUAUUGAUCAACUGGGAGGAAAAAAUAAAUAAGUAUAGCACUUUUUAAACAUGAAUCAAUGCUGUGUUACAGUGCGUGACCUCUUGGGAGCUGCUUUGUGUGGCUGUUUGGAAAAGCGCAAUGAAAAAUGCUUGUGUUCUUCAGUGUUUAUUAAACGCACUGUACAUUAGAAUACAGAGAAAUGCAAAGGGAUCAUGUGAAGAAUUAAUAAAUAUAGUAGGAUUUUAUUGAAAUUUUGUAUUUAGGUAAAUAUAUGUAUGUGUCAGAGGGAUAAGCGUUUACUAUUUGGGAACAGCAGUGCUAUAAUUUAAAGAGUAUUAAUAAUGUUAAAACAUCUAAUAUUGUACAUCUAUCAUUUUGUAAACUUAUUGUAUAUUUGGAUAGGAAACUUUAUUCUGCUUUUACAAAAUGUGUUCGAUAUUUAAAUGUUUAACAUCAGCUGUGUGGUCAGUAACCGAGAAGGCAUGGAAAUUUAAGUAUUCCUGGAUUAGUUUGGACUAGUUAAGCUAGCAUGUACAGUAUGUGACAGCAAUUCUGACAUGCAAAGUCUGCAUUUCAUACAUAUAUAUAUAUAUAUGUAUGUUACAUUCAGUAGUUCUGACAGUUAAAAUGUAAUUUUAGUAAAGCAAAGUUUUGAGUUAAUAAGUUCACUUUAGUGACAAUAAUGCAAAAGAGCAUCAUGUCUUAAUUAAAUCUUUAAAUCUUAAUGAGAUGUUCAUUAUGUUUGUAUUGUAGGUCAUAACUCGUCACUGUCUGUUACAUAUCAGCAUGGAAGUUAGACUCUACAACUUAAGAGCAUGUUGUAAUGAUGAUAAAAUAUUUUAAAUAAUACUUUAAUUUAUACUAAUAAACAGUGUUUUUUUUAUUUUUUAUCCUCAUAUCUAUCCAAACUGAAGCUUAAUGCCGGUAAAAUGCUGAUUUAUCAUUAAUUGGAUUUUAACAUUUUAUUUUUAAUCCACAGAAUCUGUGCAAUGCGACUAUUGUAUGUUUUGAAGGUCCUUGUUGUUGCAUGUUAUUUUGCUUAAUGUCCACAUGAAACCUAUCAUUUCUGUAUGAUAGACCUAAAUAUAGUAAAACCCAAAGACUUAGCAUUAGCAUGUUCCUGUCACUGUAUAUUAAAAUCUCAGGUUUCUCCACCAUCUCAGUCUAUUAUUGUGCAAUUAGCUUUCCCAUUCAAAAGUUAUGACGACAUAAUUUAACAUCACUAAUCAGUCAGCUAAAACAUGAAAAGAAUGUUGUUUUUUUCCUUCUUUCUUUUAUAACUGCUGUCCUGUUUUCAGUUCUAUUUUCAAGUUUAUAUUUCAAGUUUAUAUUUGUCUCAAGUGUAAUUUUUAGCUCAAAGAGUGAAAAAUCUUCAGUGGUGCUAUUUAUGUUUUCUUUCAUGUCAAAAUGAUUUGCAUAAUUUGACAGAUUCUGUUUGUUUAAUAAGAACAGCUUAAUCAAAACCUUAUAGUUUAUAUUAAUGUUUGACUGAAGUAUCUGUCUUCAUGCUGUCCUGAACUGUUAAUUAUAAAACAUUAAAUGGCUCUUAAA
Molecule: messenger RNA, 7553 nt
Organism: Carassius gibelio (silver crucian carp)
Lineage: Eukaryota; Metazoa; Chordata; Actinopteri; Cypriniformes; Cyprinidae
Product: phosphatidylinositol 3,4,5-trisphosphate-dependent Rac exchanger 1 protein
Exons: 40
Coding region: 474-5324 (1616 amino acids)
Biological process (GO): intracellular signal transduction
Molecular function (GO): guanyl-nucleotide exchange factor activity; protein binding
Source: RefSeq, a predicted model, not a curated record